Microtus oregoni (creeping vole) is the source of this 966-nucleotide messenger RNA. RefSeq names its product gem nuclear organelle associated protein 7 (gene Gemin7). The record is from RefSeq and is a predicted model, not a curated record. Lineage: Eukaryota; Metazoa; Chordata; Mammalia; Rodentia; Cricetidae. Gene Ontology annotation, molecular function: RNA binding. Bases 142 to 543 code for a protein of 133 amino acids. The transcript is spliced from 2 exons. Gene Ontology annotation, biological process: spliceosomal snRNP assembly. Gene Ontology annotation, cellular component: SMN-Sm protein complex.
GCUCGGUGCCCACCCGGACCCUUUGGCGACUGCGCUAGCGGAACCCAGGCGGUCCGGGCUGGGUGCCUGCUGGGACCUGUGCGGCGGUGGCGGCAGUGCGGGCGGAAGUGCAGCGUCUUCAGCGACGGCCUGGCCAGGGCCAUGCAGACCCCGAUGCCCAUUCCUAUGCCAGUGCCAGUGCUCCGCCUUCCUCGGGGCCCUGAUGGCUUUAGCCGAGGCUUUGUCCCUGAUGGACGCAGGACCCUCCUGAGGCCAAAAGUUCCAGAAGUCGGAGGAGAAGGUUGUAUUCAAGACCCCCCAGAAUUGCAGGAACAGCGGGCCAGAGCCGCUCUCCGAGAGCGCUACCUCCGCAGCCUCCUAGCCAUGGUGGGCCACCCUGUGAGCUUCACGCUGCAUGAAGGUGUGCAUGUGACCGCUCAGUUUGGAGCCACAGACCUGGAUGUAGCCAACUUCUACGUGUCCCAGCUGCAGACUCCCAUAGGCGUGCAGGCAGAAGCCUUGCUUCGAUGUAGUGACAUCAUUUCCUAUUCCUUCAAGCUGUAAAGAUGGGUGUCUCCCUGGUAGGCUUUGCCACAGUAUCCUUGGUCUCCAGCUGUUCUUGGGCCACAGAGCUCUCCGCACCUUCUCAGACUUCCACAUCCUGUUCCAAGGAACUCUAGCUUCACUCCAAACACACCUGGUGCUGCGAGUUGAUAAUCCCAGCUCUCAAGAGGCUGUGGUGGGAAGAUUGGAAAUUCAAGGCCGGUUCAUGCUGCAUUGGGAGAUGACUACAUUCUAGAUCUCAUUUAUUAAAAGUACAGUACUACCUCAGAACACUGAACUUCACAGCAACAAGGCCCCGAGGCUAGUCCCUAAGGCCAGGGUGGGGUGGGAGGUGGGCUCUAAGAACAGCUGAGGUGGGUGGGCACUGAAGAGCUCUGAAGCUGCUUCUCAAUCUCCCCUCCUGCCAAAGAAACCAUCAUCCAA